Messenger RNA from Dromaius novaehollandiae (emu), 5767 nucleotides. It is a transcript of the gene RAB36, whose product is annotated as RAB36, member RAS oncogene family. The coding region runs from base 395 to 1195 and encodes 266 amino acids. The record is from RefSeq and is a predicted model, not a curated record. Gene Ontology annotation, biological process: vesicle-mediated transport. The transcript has 12 exons. Gene Ontology annotation, molecular function: GTPase activity; GTP binding. Lineage: Eukaryota; Metazoa; Chordata; Aves; Casuariiformes; Dromaiidae.
UGUCUUGUGCUUCGCCAUAGCUUUGAAUACUGAUCUUGGUUGGUAGCCAUGAUAUUAACUUUAUGUGCAGCUCCUGAAUGUAUUCCUCAAAUCCUUUAUCAAUCCACAGAAUCUGUUGAUGAUACUGUUCCUGCAAUGCUGAUGUAAGCAGGGGGAUGAUGCCAUGGAGACAGUAUAUUCCCAGUCGUCUGUGGUGACUGAGUCCCCUUCAACUCUGACUCUACGUGUAGUUAAGUUACUCCAUUCCAACUCCGCCUUCCUAAUCCUUGAGAGACGAGGAGGAAGGGGACUGUUGCAAACCCGUUUCUAUGGCCACGCAGCAGCAGGCAGAGCUGUUUGUGUAGCUGGGAACCUGCUGCAUCAGCUGCUGCACGGAUUGAACUGAAUUUGAAGAAUGAAGUCUGGCGUAAUGCGUUUGGUUCCCCCAGUGAGUAGGGACAGAAUAAUCUCCCAGUUUCCCAAGUGGUACACACCUGAGGCCUGCCUGCAGUUCAAAGAACACUUCCAUGCACAGGUCAGAACUGCCUGUCAGCAGAGUGCUGGAACAGCUGGGCUGAAGCUAUCCAAGGUGGUUGUGGUAGGAGACCUGUAUGUCGGGAAAACCAGCCUCAUCAAUAGAUUUUGUAAAGAUAAUUUUGACCGAGACUACAAGGCAACCAUUGGAGUGGAUUUUGAAAUUGAACGUUUUGAAAUAGUUGGAGUACCAUACAAUCUCCAGAUAUGGGACACAGCAGGUCAGGAAAAGUUCAAGUGCAUUGCAUCUGCUUACUACCGAGGAGCAGAGGUUAUAAUAACAGUGUUUGAUCUGGCUGAUAUCCAGACUUUGGAUCACACGAAACAGUGGCUGGAAGAUGCAUUGAGGGAGAACGAGCCAGAUUCCAGCUUCAUCUUUCUGGUUGGAACAAAAAAAGAUUUGGUGUCAGAUGCUGUGUGUGAAAGGACAGAACUAGACGCCAUCCGCUUUGCCAAUGAAAUGCAGGCAGAAUACUGGUCGGUUUCAGCCAAAACAGGGGAAAAUGUCAAAGAAUUCUUCUCCCGAGUUGCUGCUUUGGCCUUUGAACAGUCCAUGAUAAAGGAGCUGGAGAAGACCAGUGGGCACAUGGCCCAAAUUGGGGCAGGAAGCCUCAUUAAACUGGAAAAGAACUUGAUGGAAAUCCCAGAAGGCAAUAAUCAAGCCAGCCUGAGUUGCUGCUAGCUGACUUCUGCAAGUGCCACGCUUCUAGGUACCCCAGCAUAGCACACCUGCAACAAUGAAAGCUCUCAAACCAAAAUAGAAAGUUGUAUUUCAGGAAAUGAGGAAGGAAAAACUGAUCCAAACUUUCUUUCUGAGACUCUUGCUGCUGUAGGCUCACUUAUGCUGGAUGGUGCAAUUGUUACCUAAACCUUUAUAUAGUGGAAACAUGACAUCCUUGUCUUAAUGCAAGAAGACAUUGCCAGGGCCUUGUGUUCAUCUGUCUGAUAGAUACACUUACAGUAAAAGUUCUGUAAUCUUCGUGUGCUGUUUUUGGAUAAUUUUCUAGAAAUCUUGGAUAGUGAAGUGCAAAUCCUAUGGGAGCAGAAAACAAAUGGCAGGUCAGAGUAAAGGGUGCCAUCCAUAGGGUUUUGCCUUUUAAAACAAGAUCAGAUCAUUGCAUAAAGUUACUCUGAAUUGCUUUUAGGCUCUCCAAAUAUAUUAAGAUUGUUCCAAAAGAAUUGUUUUUUAAUAAGGAACAGUUAUGGGAGCCACAGAAAUGCAGACAGCAUAGUUUUCAUAGUGAUACCUCCAUCCAGGAAAAAUCUGGGGUUUUUUUGCCUUUUCCACUUGAAAAUCAGAGCCCAGUAUUCAAAUAUUUCCAGGCUUGCGAGAAGUCCAGACAUGAACUUUGUUGUCUAAUAUUUUGAAGGUUAGAGCUUUUUUGUUUGUUUGUUUUUUAAUGUAGGUAGGUGGAAGUAUGUAAGAUGCUACCGAAUAGGAAUGCUAUUGUUUUCUGGUCUCCUGAAUAAGAAAUAAUGGUCACAUAAGUGCAUGGCAGAGAAGAACUAAACUUCAUGUAUUUCAUCUUCCAAGGAGGAUGCAGAAUCCUUCUCUAUACUUUGAUGUUCAUGAAGCUUAUCUACACUGCAGUUCUAGCUUGUUGCUGAGAAUUACUGACAUCUUAUUCUAACUACAUUUUUUGUUUGUAGUAUAAUGUGGCGUGAUUCUGGAACCAUGCUACAGUCUCGGUCAUAAACUUGUUCGUGCCUGUCUGUGGUAGGAACUCUGAGCCGGUAAGGUUAGAUUCAAAAUUGUUGCUAAAGUAGUAGUCACUUUAUCUGCUCUUACUGGACACGAUCAUUUGAUAACUUGAUUCUGGGAGCAAUUUGCUCCACACCUUAAUGGAAACAAUAAUAGUAGAGAGAUAGUUUUGCUAUUUUGUGAAAGACUUUAAAACUGUGUGUGGGUUUAGAGGGAUAGGAAAAGAUGGAGUUCUCCAAAGUAGACACAUACGCUUGUUAAGUCCUAAUGGAUUUGCCAUAUGAAGAUGUUGUUACUGAAUGUUUAUUGUAGAACCUUCUGUCUGGACAUACUGCUGCAACUUAGUAUGCUGGCUCCGUCAAAAAAACAUUGCCCCAGUUUUACCUACUCAAGUAUCUUUUUGACAUAACCUUGUAUAGUUCUUUAGAAAUUCCAAUCAUUGUUUAAUGGAGAGAGUUUAGCUCUUAGUACCAUUGAAUUUCAUGUAAGUAAAACAGCUUUACAUCACUCCUCUGCUGUUUGGGCAACAGUGAGUGAUGACAGAAGACACUGCUGUUUUAAAAGUCAUACCUGCUGAUUGAAUGGCAAAUGACAUUGCCAGAAAUUACUGUAAUAAAUAUACAAUCAGUAUUUGUGAGGAUAAUUGAUUUUGAUAAUUAAAUUUCAAGUGUGAAAGUACAAAAGAAGUGGAAAGAAAGUACUGGAAAAAUCAGACAGAGGGAAAUAAAAUGAGUGUUAUCUCACUGACUUUUACUAUUCAGUUCUGAGUGCCUAGUUGAUGGUGUUCCUCUAAAAGUCAUGGGACUGUAAAACUUCCACUUGCACUAAACCAUACAAAUUACUAUAAACACUCUAAUUAAAUGAAAGAGUUAUUAAAAGAAUCAAAGUGGGACAACAUAAAGACUGCCUCUUUAGAAGUCUUUACAUUAGCCGUUUAUAACUCUAUAGUUCUAAAACUCAAAUCCAGCAUUAUUUGUUAUGAUGGCAUAAACAAGAGUGGAUCAUCUUUUAUGAUGCUCUAAAUUGCAUACUGCAACUAUUUUAAAUGGAGAGAAAGAAGAAAAUCUCUGUACAGUUAUGUUACCAUUUCCUCAGAUGUUCAUUCAAGCAUUACAGAAACCUCAGUAUCUAGAGAACUGAUUAUAACACGACCUGUCAGAUUUGAGCUGCUGAGAAAAUAAAAAAGGUCGUAGACAUUUGUUAAUAGAUCUACAUAUCAAACUGAAAAUGUUCUAGAUUCUCAGCCAUUUUCUCCCCCAAACUGUUUAAUCAGAAAUAGAAAAAAGUGGGGAAAUGAUGCUUUAAACAUCCCUUUUAUUACUUUUAUUUUCAUUUGACUUAUGAUGUAAAUUUGAACAGCUUCAUAGACUAUAAUGAAUACAGAUCUUCUAGGAACUCUGUGUCUUUAUCGGACAAUCUUCUCUUUGGCAAUUGUGCUAAUUCUGUUGGCAAAGACACAAAUGUGGCAUUUGGUGGAGAAGAUGAAUAUGUGUGGGUAUGUAAGGAGUUAUGUGUAAUAUUUUGACCUUACGAUGUUCUAUGUAUUUGUUCAUCUCAAAUCUGUUUCACAAGGAUGACGAAUAUACACUCCCCUUGUACCAUGCUUUCCACUGAGUGGGCAGCAUAGCCACGGUCUUUGUGUUUACUGAGUUUGAAUGAGUGAGUAGAAAAGAUGUUUCACUCUACUGCAGCAUAUCGUGUACAUGUAUAAAACAUUUUGCGUUUGUAUAAUGCUUUUCAGAAGCAAUUUUUCAAGCAUGCUGUAACCACGUAAGCACUGCUGACUACUGUGCUGCAGAUGAGUACUGCUAACCUCAGUUUAUAGCUACAUAAACGGAAGCUCAUGAAGGUAGUAUUUCUGAUUUUUUGAAUAAGGGCUUUAUUUCUCAUAAGGAAAACUUUAUUUCUGAAGCAAUUUGAAACUCAGAAUUUUGUAUCUGGUUUUCAUCCCUUUUUUCCCAAUUCUUUUCCUAGGUGAAAUUAAAGACUUACCUUAUCGUAGGAAGAAAUUAUUCUUAAAUCAGGCUUCAAGGCUGUGCCUGUACUACCUAUGAUGAAUAGGCCAGAGUCUGGACUUCAGCCCAAAUUUUCCUUGCAUGCAUGCACUUUGGGCACACCUCAAACGUAUCAGAGGAAAAAACUUGGAUACACACUACCAGUUAGAUGUCAUCCCAGCCACAAUAUUCCCCUUGAAGGGGGGACAGGUUCAGCACGGCUGUGGCAGUGCUUGCUCAGCUGAACCUUCACCACCUACGCCCAUAGCGCAUUCUGGCAAGUGCUCAUGGCAGACAAGCUGGGCUGUCUCUUUGCUGGAAGGGUUGGUAAGGGUCCUGGUUGCCAAAGGUGGGUUUUACAGGAUAGCAUGCCUAAUACUGUUGCCUAUGCUAGGUGCUAUACUUCAGUGCAAAGAAAGUGUCAGUGCCUACAACUGCAAAAUGACUCGGUAACAAAUCUAAGAAAAGACAUCAGGAUUCCAGGAUAUAUUUUUUUUUCAAAAAAUUUCCCGAAGAUGUUGCUUUUGUUACUGAGCUCUAUUCCCAUACAAAAUCAUGGGGAUGCAAUCUCUUCAGCAAUGCAAUCACGUUGCUUGGAAAAUCAAAUGCAACAGUUUUUUUCUAGUAAAGAGAAGUUUACAACUGCUAGAAUGCCAGAUGUUGCAGGAAAGGCAGUUCCCUUUUUAUAUAUGGGGAAUCCUAAACUUUGAAGGAAACAGUUAUUUUUAUUUUCUGUUAAGAAAUACAAUUCAGUACAUUGCUUGAUGUCAUUACUGGUUUGUAUGUUUUGUAGUUCCAAAAAUUUCAUGCAUAAAAGUGAUGGCAUAAAAAAGCUUGUUGGUCCAUAACUACCACUUGGAAAUGGUCUGACUCCAUCCAGUCUAUGAUGGAUGCUGUGAGGCUAUGUUUUUUAAGCCCCACUGAGACUUCCCCAGCAAAAAGCUCAGUAUUAAUAAUUGAUCAUCUAAAAUGAAUCUUAGAUCAUGUUACAACUGAUGAAUUACUUAGGAAAGCACAAAGGAAAGUCUCUAACUUUGGCAGAAAGAUAAACAUACUAUUACUUUGCAAGUUCUUAAAUGUUUAUAUCUAUCUGCUGUGUGUUUUAUUUGUGCAUGUUUAUCCAUUCUAUCAGCCACUCCAUUUGCUGUGAAGAAGCCUUAAUAUUUGGAAAGCAAUGUCAGAAUAACUGUACUAAAUCUAGACAUAGGCUAAAACACAAUUUUCAUGCCAGUUGUUGAAGUCCUCACAGUACUCAUGGCAACAGUUUCAUUGCCAGCUUCCUUGGGGAAUUUGCUGCUGAGAAAUUGGAGAAGGUAAAAUUCAGAGAUACUCUGAAGCAAAGUUAAAGGGCAAGUGUAAUAAUCUCCCGAAAGAAGUAGUAAUGUUAUGCUGUUUCCUGUCUUAAUAAGUAGAAGCUAAUGUGCUUAAUGAGUUCCUAUUUAAGUAAGUAUGUAUAUCUUAUGGAACAAAACACCUGGUAACGGAUCAAAAGACAUUUAAGAAACAGUCAACUGGCAGGUGAAAUUAAUUUUUACUAUAAAAGCCUUUCUUUUUUUAA